CCAAAAGAAAAGACUGACUGAUGACUCGGGGGGAGAGAGAGAGAGAGAGGAAUUGGCCUUUUGUGCUUUUGUCCAACCCCCUCAGUGAGAAAAAAAAGCAACAAAGAACAGAAGAAACAGUGACGUCAGGUACUUGUUAUAAGAGCUAGAAGAACCACUCAAAAACCCCACAUCUCUCUCUCUCUUUAACUUUCUCACCUCUCUUUCCUUCCUCACCUCUCUUUCUUCUUCCUCUCUCUCACCAUCUCAAUUCACUUUUGGUUCUCUUCUUCACACCAGAGUAGCAGCAACAACAGCAUGGACAACCAGCGCAGCAGCCCUGUUCUUAGCAGCUGGCAAUACUACUGCCAAGGAAAGAGCAUGGAAGAGUUGAGGCAUACCCUUUUGUUCACAACUGUGGAGCUGGAACAAACAAGGGUUGCAGUGCAGGAGGAGCUAAGAAAGAGAGAUGAUCAAUUGUCUCAUCUCAAAGAUCUGCUUAACAAAGCUAUCAGAGAGAGAGAUGAAGCACAAGACAAAUGCCAAAGACUUCUCCUUGAGAAGCUCCUUCUCCAACAGCAGCAGCAGCAGCAACAACUCCAACUCCAACUCCAACAACAGCAGCAGCAGCAAACAGCUCCUCUGUCUGGAAUUUCAAGCAUUGAAGAUGAACCCAGAAGGGGAAUUGACUCCAACAAUGGCUUUUCUUCCUCAGAUUGUGAAGAAAGCAUUGUCUCCUCUCCAGUUCUUGACCCAAUUCAACCAACCCAGUUGCCAGCAGGACCAUCUGUGCCACACCAAACAGUGGAGCUAGUGCCUGAGAAGCCAUUGCCUGAAAAAGGCAAGCUUUUGCAGGCAGUCAUGAAAGCUGGUCCACUGCUUUCAACCCUUCUCCUGGCUGGACCACUGCCUCAAUGGAGACACCCACCACCACCACUUGAGUCCUUUGAAAUCCCCCCUGUGACCAUUCCUUCACCACAACCUCCAUUGCCCACACAGAUCAUCCACCAAGACUCCUCCUUGAUUAACAGUAAUGGCUGCAACACCAACUGUGGCAUAGUCAACAGGAAAAGAGCCCCCUGUGACGGCUCUGACUCUCCUUCAGAGACCAAGUUCCAAAGGGUUGUUCUUCACUGACUGCAGCAGCUUUUUUACAGUUUGAUAUUUAUAUAAUUAUAAUUGAAUACAACUAAAAGGUUAGUGAGGAUGAGAAAAAAACCAUGAAUUUCAAGUGGGUAUGUGACUGAUCUAGCAUUUGUACAGAGGAUUGUUCUAGAGAAAAGAGGCAGCUAUUUUCCAGAUUAACUCAGGGAGAAACCAGUAAAAGAGUAAGAGAGCUUCGUUUUGUGGGGAUUUUAAUUUGUCUCUUUUCUUUUUGGGCCUUUCACAUUUUAGUUUUGCUCCAUGAAUGUGAAAUCGGGCCUGAUUUUUCCAAAUUUGUUGUGGGAUGUAGAAUGUAACUUUGAUACUAGUUCAGUAAGUUCAUUCUGUUU
Molecule: messenger RNA, 1472 nt
Organism: Prunus mume (Japanese apricot)
Lineage: Eukaryota; Viridiplantae; Streptophyta; Magnoliopsida; Rosales; Rosaceae
Source: RefSeq, a predicted model, not a curated record